Molecule: messenger RNA, 1131 nt
Organism: Chondrus crispus (carragheen)
Lineage: Eukaryota; Rhodophyta; Florideophyceae; Gigartinales; Gigartinaceae
Product: Monogalactosyldiacylglycerol synthase fragment, family GT28
Biological process (GO): glycolipid biosynthetic process
Molecular function (GO): hexosyltransferase activity
Source: RefSeq, a predicted model, not a curated record
GGCCAGCGCGCCUCCGCGCAGGCCCUCUCCGCCGCCUUCGAGGAGCUCUUCCCGGGGCAGGUCGACGCCCUCAUGGUCGACUUCUGGACCGAGAUUGUCGGCCGCCCGUUCGUCCGCUUCCCCGAGGGCUACUCGUUCCUCGCGAAGAACCCCCCGCUGUGGAGGGCCGCGUGGAACUAUGGCCGCUUCCCUGUCACCAGGCGGCUCACGGAGGAGUUCGCCAACGUCGUCGGCAACCGCAACUUCCGCAACGCCCUGCACCAGUUCCACCCGCACCUCAUCGUCUCCGUCCACCCGCUCACACAGUUUAUCCCCCUGCGCGUCCUGAGAACCCUGGACCAUCCCCCGCCGUUCGUCACCGUCUGCACGGACUUGGGCGGCGCGCACCCCACCUGGUUUCAUCGCGACGUCGACUUGUGCUUCGUCCCGUCGGACAAGGUGCGCAACAUCGCCAUGCGCUGCGGGCUCAAAGAGCCGCAGCUGCGCCAGUUCGGCCUCCCCGUACGCCCGGCGUUCUGGCAGGACAACACCGACAAGCCCGCCGUUAAACAGCAGCUGGGCUUAUCCACGCACUCGCCCACCAUCCUUAUCGUGGGCGGCGGCGACGGUGUUGGCGGUGUGGGCCGCAUCGCCCGCAGGGUUACCAGCCGAGUGUACGAAGACCUUGGUCCCAAUGGCGCGCAGGUAGUUGUCGUCUGCGGGAAGAAUAAGAGGCUGCACGACGAACUGCGAAAGUCCGACUGGCCUGUCCCGGUCGUUGUCAAGGGCUUUGUCAACAACAUGUCGGAGUGGAUGGCCGCGAGCGAUCUCAUCGUGAGUAAGGCGGGGCCGGGGACGAUUGCAGAGGCACUCAUUCGGGGGCUGCCCAUCGUGUUGUCAGGCUUCCUGCCGGGGCAAGAGGCCCCGAAUGUAAAAUAUGUCACGGAGGCCGGCGUGGGUGCGUUUAGUAAGGACCCCGAGGCGAUCGCAGAUAUCGUCACGGAAUGGGUUUCGGAUCCAGCGGAACUCGCAGAUAGGUCGAAGAGGGCAAAGGUCAUGGGGCGGCCAAAUGCUACGUACGACAUUGUUCGCGAGAUUGCCAAGUUGGUCGAUUUGGAGGAGGUUGCGGCCCUCGGGGCGCCGAUAGUCUAA